Molecule: messenger RNA, 2570 nt
Organism: Eptesicus fuscus (big brown bat)
Lineage: Eukaryota; Metazoa; Chordata; Mammalia; Chiroptera; Vespertilionidae
Gene: ARL5A
Product: ADP ribosylation factor like GTPase 5A
Exons: 6
Coding region: 314-853 (179 amino acids)
Biological process (GO): vesicle-mediated transport; protein localization to Golgi membrane; intracellular protein transport
Cellular component (GO): trans-Golgi network; cytoplasm
Molecular function (GO): GTP binding; GTPase activity
Source: RefSeq, a predicted model, not a curated record
GUGGUCGCCGCCACCGCGGCCGCCCAGGAGGAGCUGGGGGAGGACGGUGGCCCGCGAGGCUCGCCGCAGACAACGCGGCGGCGAUGUCCCCGAGCCAGGCGGGUGCCGCGGCGGCAGCGGCGGGCCCUCGCGCGUGGCCAGGCGGCCUGGGCUUCGGCCUCCCUCCGGUUCCUAGGAAGCGGGCCGGCGGCCAGCGCGGGAGCAGCGGCAGCGGAAGCGAAGGCUGCGGCGCGUCUCUCUCCUCCCGAGCAGCCUAAGCCCAAGGGAGGCCAGGCGGACGGGGUGGUGGCUGGCGGGGGUCCGCUGCCCGAGAAUGGGAAUUCUCUUCACCAGGAUAUGGAGACUGUUCAAUCACCAGGAGCACAAAGUUAUCAUUGUUGGGCUGGAUAAUGCAGGGAAAACGACCAUUCUUUACCAAUUUUCUAUGAAUGAAGUUGUACAUACAUCCCCUACAAUAGGAAGUAAUGUAGAAGAGAUAGUAAUUAAUAAUACACGAUUUCUAAUGUGGGAUAUUGGUGGCCAAGAAUCUCUUCGUUCUUCCUGGAACACUUACUAUACUAAUACAGAGUUUGUAAUAGUUGUUGUGGACAGUACAGACAGAGAAAGGAUUUCUGUAACUAGAGAAGAACUCUAUAAGAUGUUAGCCCAUGAGGAUCUAAGGAAAGCUGGAUUGCUGAUUUUUGCUAAUAAACAAGAUGUUAAAGAAUGCAUGACUGUGGCAGAAAUCUCCCAGUUUUUGAAACUGACUUCUAUUAAAGAUCACCAGUGGCAUAUCCAGGCAUGCUGUGCUCUUACUGGCGAGGGAUUAUGCCAAGGACUGGAAUGGAUGAUGUCACGACUUAAGCUUAGAUGAUCUCUACUGACUUCUUCUCAUAGACUUUAUAUAAACGAAGUGCUGGACUUUACCUGAAAGCUCCAAAAAUUAAUGGUUCAGAUAUAUUUAUAGUAAACUGAUUUAAACUUUUUCUAUAAGAAGAAAAAUUAAGACCACUUAUUUGAAAAUGAAGAUGAAGCCUCACCUUCCAAUUGCUUUCUCAUUAGUUUCUUCCAAAGCCAGGUCUUAAAGCUGUGAUUGACAUUUUCUCAUAAUGAAUCCUCUCAAGUCAUUGUGUAGCCUGUGGUAAGUACAAAAGGAGAGGAAGACAUUUUUUUAAACUUUAAGAGCUUUAUUAUCAGUAUAACCCUCUUUUGUUGAAUGUUCUCUUUUUGUUCCAUUAAGUCAAAAUAUAAAUCAGCACAGAUAUUCAGUUUCUGGUAUUUUAAAAUGUAAUGUUACUUACGAAAAGUAUUUUGCAUUUGUGUAUGUAUUGUGUAUAUACCUCAACCUCAAGUUAAUGGCUUUGAUUUAUGUUCUAAAGAAAAGUGAAUAACAAAAAUUAAUAAUAUUCUUAAUUAUAACAAUAAUGAAAUGAAUACUGGCAUUGGUUUAAGUGCCAAUUUGUACUUUUCCCCUAUGCUGUCUGCAUUGCACUAAUCAACCCCAAAAUCAUUGAGCUGCUCUUUAAAAAAAAAGAAAGAAAAAAAGUUUGACAUUGGUUACCUAUGUUUUGUUGUUCAAAUCACAUACAUACAAGCAUGUAAUCCAAUGAGUGGAGUAUCUGUCAAGUUCUUAGAAUUGCUAAUGGGCACAAUUGCACAUUGAGCCGUUAUCUGAUUGUUCCCUUUAUGAGACCGUAUGCCAUCUAAAUUACUGAGUAAAUUGUUAAUCCAUUAAUCAAUUAUUAACUGUGAUUAAAAUUACCAACUGAUUUUUCAGCAUUAAUGGAAAACUGCUGUGUGAAAUCUUUCCAGAGAAGUGUCACCGUAUAAAUAUUAUCAAAUAAUUUAGCUAGAUUCUUAAGUAUUAAAUUAUAUGUCAAGCAUUUAAAGUGAAUUUGAAAUGAAAAGUAAAGCAUAUUUUCCAAGCAACAAAGAUAAUUUAUUAAUUUGAACAUUUUUAAUUCUUAACUUUUGAAAUAGUUUUAGAUUUUUUAUUUCUAUAUUUUCUUUUUUCUUCUUAUAACAUGUGAAUGUAUUGUUUGGCAAGUAAAAAAUACAAAUUUUUUUAGUGCUUUUAAGAAUUUGGUUUAAAAAUUGAUCAACAUAAUGCAUUAUUUUUUCUAAGAAAUAGCUUGCCCCAAAACACCUUCUAUGUUCGUGUAGGCUUUUUUUUUCUUUCAAUAUCUGAAAAGUCACAGGUAUUUCUGUUGUAACUGUAAACACUUAUCUAACUAAAUGUGUUCAGAUAUAUUCUUGAGUACUCAGUCCCUGAAAAUCUGAACAAUAAUCCAAGCUGGCAUGUUUUAGAAUAUUCAAGAAAAAAAUAAUUCCUUUUAAUACCAGCCUUUUAGAUUUUGUGAAGAUUUUGAUGAGGGAUAAUAGUAUAUACUGUAAGCAUUGACAAAACUUUGAAAAUUCCUUUCUACAAAAUUAAAAUGCUCACUAUCUAAGUCCACAUUGGGCAUAGGAGAUGGUCGGUGUUUAAUGUUGGAUGUUUUGUGUUUUAUAUUUAUAUUAUAAUGUUCAAAAUGCAAGUAUAAUAUUUUAUUUGUCAACUUUUACAAAAGUAAAUUCUAAAUUACUAAGCUUUA